Pseudophryne corroboree (corroboree frog) is the source of this 993-nucleotide messenger RNA. RefSeq names its product transmembrane protein 254 (gene TMEM254). The record is from RefSeq and is a predicted model, not a curated record. NCBI's taxonomy places the organism in Eukaryota, Metazoa, Chordata, Amphibia, Anura, Myobatrachidae. Bases 89 to 457 code for a protein of 122 amino acids. The transcript has 4 exons.
CACGUGAUACGACAGCGAGUGGCCGGUGUGUCAGUGUGUGUGGACCCUCAGCAGCAGCAGCAGCAGCAGCAGCAGCAUCAUCAUCAUCAUGGCAUCGGCCGGCAGUGCCUCGUACUUUCAGAGAGCCAACCUCUUCUGGAUGGCAGUCAUCGUAAUCUUCUUGAGCUUCUUCACUUGGACCGUUUUCUGGCCGACACAAGUCCCUUAUGAACAGCUGGGGCCUCUAGGGUCACUUGCUGAGUACCUGGUGAAGAAUUACUACAAUGUCAUGUAUCGUGGGUAUUGGGUUACAUGGGUGAUCCAUAUUUCCGAAGCCUCGUAUGGUUUAUACCUCUGCAGUACUAAAGGAAUUGUGGACUCUGGAGCCAGGAUCAUGUGGGUCAUACAGACUUUACUGUUUGGAUAUGCUUCCCUCUCUCUCCUGGUUGCAUACCAGCCACCAAAGAAACGAAAAUAGACCAAGAGGAAGAGAUGAACUGGCAGCCACAGACCACGUGUUUCCUGGAACAAUGAACUCUAAUAUUCUUACACUUUCAAAGACCUGUUGUAUAAAAUCCUAAGAAGCCUCAACGUUUUCUCUUAAUUCCUUUUUUAAAGUCUCUCAGCCACGGAUGAUUUUAGGAUUUCUUUUAUAAACUCUUAAUCACGCCCUUAAAACCCCAGUCAUAAAAAUUACAGGCAGAAAUUUCUGUGGGGAAACGCUGAACAGGAAACAUCCUGUAUAACUGGGACACUAAGAUGGAGACCGACUAGUGGAAUAAACUGGUCACCAUCCUUUAGGAAUGUGGAACAAGGUAAUUAGUUGACUAUCAUAAAGGAAUAUUAUGGUUUCUGGUCCAAUAAACAAUGAUUUUUUUGUGAUUUUUCUUUUACAAAUUUCAACAUGGUUUCAUUUUGUUUUGAUGCACAAUGUGUUAUGCUCUUUUGCCCUUAAUAAGUAUGAACUGCUGUAUGACCUAUACAUUAUCAAAUAAAACACUUUUACUAUGGAAA